Macadamia integrifolia is the source of this 752-nucleotide messenger RNA. RefSeq names its product LIM domain-containing protein WLIM1-like. The transcript is spliced from 3 exons. Gene Ontology annotation, cellular component: plasma membrane; actin cytoskeleton. Gene Ontology annotation, biological process: actin filament bundle assembly. The record is from RefSeq and is a predicted model, not a curated record. Lineage: Eukaryota; Viridiplantae; Streptophyta; Magnoliopsida; Proteales; Proteaceae. The coding region runs from base 294 to 695 and encodes 133 amino acids. Gene Ontology annotation, molecular function: actin filament binding.
AAUGCCAACCUGAUUUAUUAUAAUUUGACGCAAUUCUCUGCAACCCCACAUCUCAUUCCUUAGUUUCCCUCAAUCCUCAUCCUCCUCCUCUUCCUUUCUUUCUCUCUUCAAUUCUUUGAAGGGGAAGGGAGAGAGAGAAGGGGAGAAGGUGGUGUUGUGGGUUGGGGAAGCCUAGCCUGGGAGAUCUGUUUCGUGAGUGAGUGAGUGAAUGAGAGGGUGGUGAUCGACAGAAGAGAUAUUCUAAUUUGUUGUGGGGUAGUGCGUGGAAAAGAAGCGAAGCCAAGGCAUCAAUCAUGAUGAUGGCCUUUGGCGGAACAAACCAGAAAUGCAGGGCCUGUGAGGAGACCGUGUAUUUAGUGGAUAAGCUCACCGCCGAUAGCCGUAUCUACCACAAGUCCUGCUUCCGAUGCCACCAUUGUAGAGGUACCCUCAAGCUGAGCAAUUUCAAUUCCUUUGAGGGAGUCCUGUACUACAGACCUCACUUUGACCAACUCCUCAAGAGAACCGGUGGUAGUCUGGAUAAGAGCUUCGAAGGUUGCAGGGGAUGGAAGUGCAUACCACAAGAGUUGUUUCAAAUGCACCUAUGGUGGAUGUGUUAUAAGCCCAUCCAAUUACAUUGCUCACGAGGGAAGACUAUACUGCUAGCACCACCAUAUUCAGCUAUACAAGGAGAAAGGCAAUUACAGUCAGCUUGAAAAUGAGCAUGAGAAGCCACCACCCGUGCCACAGAAAUUCACACCCCCCACACAAGU